ACUAAAGAGACAGAAGCGAAUAUAGUGUGUUAGUGAUUUUUUUCACGCACAUCUAAAAACUUUUCUCAAAAACUUUUUAAAUUAUUUAUAUAUAUUUAAUAAAAACUUUAGCAAUAUGCAGUUUUGGAGCAGUAGAAAAUGUCGCUGCUUAGCAAUAUUUAUGGUAAUUUACGUAUUUUAUAAUCCUACUGAUUCAGGAGCAGUGGAUAUGAAUAGUGAAAAUAUUGAUAUGACUUUAGCUUCGAAUGAAUUGGUUUUUCUCAACUUCUACGCCGAAUGGUGCCGAUUUAGUAAUCUCCUCGCGCCAAUAUUCAAUGAAGCUGCUGAUAAGGUGAAAGAGGCUUUUCCUGAAGCAGGUAAAGUAGUACUCGGAAGAGUUGAUUGUGAUCGCGAAACUUCGAUUGCAUCUCGUUUCCAUAUAACCAAAUACCCAACACUUAAGGUGAUACGUAAUGGCCAGCUGAGCAAGCGUGAAUAUCGUGGUCAACGGUCUGCGGAGGCGUUUUUGGAAUUUGUACGCAAACAGCUUGAGGAUCCCAUCAAGGAGUUCAAAUCAUUGAAAGAUUUGGAAAAUCUAGACUCGAGAAAACGUAUUAUUAUAGGUUAUUUCGAUCGUCGCGAUCAGCCGGAGUAUGAUACUUUCCGUAAGGUUGCUACAAAUUUGAAGGAGGAUUGUCAAUUCCAUGUCGGCUUCGGUGAUGCAGCUCAAGCUAUGCAUCCGCCUGCUGUGGACACUGACAGCGAUAUAAAGCGAGGUAAUGCGAUUUUCAAUUUUUCAUUAGGCAACCCGAUUAUUGUAUUCCGUCCCGAUGUUGCGCUCUCGCAUGAAAACGAUGAAACCUAUACCGGCAGCUUGAAAAACUUUGAUGAGCUGAAAAUUUGGGUGCAAGAAAAAUGUGUGCCCUUGGUGCGUGAAAUUACUUUCGAAAACGCAGAAGAGUUGACCGAAGAGGGAUUGCCAUUUUUGAUACUCUUCCACAAACCCGACGAUACCGAGGCAAUUAAGGACUACAAGGCGAUUAUCGAAACUCAAUUAUUGGAUGAAAAACAGAAUAUUAAUUUCCUUACCGCCGAUGGCCAACGAUUUGCACAUCCUCUACAUCAUUUGGGCAAAUCGGAGGAUGACUUGCCGUUGAUUGCUAUCGAUUCAUUCCGCCACAUGUACAUGUUCCCAAAGUUCGAAGAUAUGUAUCAGCCUGGUAAACUAAAGCAAUUUUUGCAAGAUUUGUACAGUGGAAAAUUGCACAGAGAAUUCCAUUAUGGACCCGAUCCAUCUGGCAAUGAAGUGCAAACCGAAGUUGUAAUGAAAAUUGGCAAAGGCACUUCACCGCCUGAAUCGAGUUUUAAGAAGUUGGGUCCAUCGAAAAACCGUUAUACAUUACUGCAUAAGGAUGAGCUGUAAAGCAUGUUAUUAGGCUAUAGGCUAAACCCUACACACUCAGAUACACACAUACACAAGCAUACACGUUCUGCAAACACAUACACAAGCAGGUACAUACCAAUGACAGUGCUGAAGUUUAAUACCAAUCAAACCAAUUCAAAUCAAACAAUCAAUCUCGUAUACAACAACAACAAUUAGAAAUAUGUAUGAAAUUUUUAAUAUUAAUGUUGCUGUUUUGUUGCUUUUUACUCGUAUUAAUUAUGCUUCAGAAAGAUGUUUUCUUCUUAUUCUUCAAACAAAACAAAAAAAUAACUUUCUGUUUUAUUUAAUUUUUCAUUAAUGAAAAGAUACAUAAAAAUGCAAUUGUGAUUAUAUAUUUUUUUGUAUUAAUUUUAAUAUAAAAAAAGAUAAACUAAGCUACUAAAAAAUAAGCGCUUGAUUUAUUUUCAUUGUAUGUAUGUAUUGCUAUGAAAUGACUUUCCUUAUUGUAUUACGAAUUGUCAAUUUGAAGAUUAACUUUAUUAUAAUCGGAGAUUGUAAAAAUAAUCAGAGGUUCUAUGAAUAAGUUUUUGUUUAAUUAGACAAUUAAUUGUGAGUGUUUGUUAGAAAUGGAAACACAUUUAUGCCGCGCCGCAAGCUUUGAAUAUAAUAUUGCGAUUUUUUUUUUUCAAUAUAUAAAAAUUAAAAUAAAAUUAUCAAUAAAUGAAUGAAAAGAUAAUCGAAAACCAA
Messenger RNA from Bactrocera neohumeralis, 2110 nucleotides. It is a transcript of the gene ERp44, whose product is annotated as endoplasmic reticulum resident protein 44. The coding region runs from base 116 to 1402 and encodes 428 amino acids. Lineage: Eukaryota; Metazoa; Arthropoda; Insecta; Diptera; Tephritidae. The record is from RefSeq and is a predicted model, not a curated record. The transcript is spliced from 8 exons.